AUGGCACCCAUCCUCCGCGUUACCGCCACCACUUUGGCUUCAACGCUCCUCUUCUCUCUAUCUUCAGCCCAGGAUUGCAACUUCAAAACUCUCAAGACAUCAUACCCAUCACCCGUCGCUGCCAAGAACUGGAGCUAUGGCCUUAUUGCCAACGAGCUUAGACGACCCCGAGGCAUUCUGUUUGACAGCAAGGGUGCCCUCAUUGUCAUAGAUUCCGGAAAUGGUAUCCUCCAUUUCGAACUCGAGGAUGGAGGAGGAACAUGCUUGCAGGUCACGAAGAAGACGACCUUGCUCAAGCAGGACAACUUGAACCAUGGUCUCGCUAUCUCCAAAGAUGGCCGUACUCUCUAUGCUUCUUCCUCCAAUGAUGUCUUUGCGUGGUCCUACGAUCCGUCAAAGGUCACCAUCGAUAACUCUACAGUCCAGACCUUGGUCACCAACAUGGCAAACAGUGGCCAUACUUCACGCACUCUACUCGUCUCAGACAAGGACCCGGACAUGCUUCUUGUGUCCCGUGGCAGUGCUGGCAACGACGAUCGUGGAGCCGAGGAUCAAGAGACCGGCCGUUCCCAGAUUCGUGCCUUUAACAUCUCAUCUGCCAUUGACUCUUACGGGGAGCCCUAUGAUUAUCUUGAUGGCCUUCGACUCGGCUGGGGACUCCGUAACUCGGUAGGCCUGGCAGAGCAUCCCGAGACGGGUGGCAUCUUCAGUGUCGAGAACUCGGCCGAUGAACUGCACCGCAACGGCGUAGACAUUCACAAAGACAACCCUGCCGAAGAGAUGAACUUUCAUGGAUAUCUCAAUGGUUCCAGAGAAGAUCAGGGCGGCAACUAUGGCUACCCUCAUUGCUACACCCUCUGGUCUACCGACGACUUUCCCAAUCGUGGUGAUCUCAAAGUUGGCGACCAAUUUCCUGCUGACCGUCAGUCUCGUCAAAACAAGGACGAUACCAAUCCUACUGACAAGGAAUGCAAUACGGAUUAUGUCCCCCCAGUGCUGGCAUUCCAAGCUCACACUGCGCCUCUGGAUAUGAAGUUUGACAACGAUGGCAAAAAUGCCUAUGUUUCGUUCCACGGAAGCUGGAAUCGUGAGCCUCCAGUUGGGUACCAGAUUUCUGAGGUACCUUUUGAAGAUGGUCGACCUGCAAACUCCUCACGAAGCAGAGACGCCGCCACACCCAUCAUCUACAACAAAAAGCUGUCCAGCUGUCCUGACGAUUGCUUCCGUCCUGUUGGUUUGGCAUGGGACACACAAGGACGAUUGUGGUUCAGCUCUGAUAAGACCGGCGAGAUCUUUGUCUUGAAUCACAACAAGGACGACUCUAGCCAAGACGGCUCCUCUAAGGGCGACAGCGAUGACGACGAUGAUAAUGACAACUCGGCAUUUUCUCUGCGGCCUGGCUCAGCAGCAUUGAUUGUGACGAUGGCGGCUGUCAUCAUGGGAGGAUUCCUCGCAUAA
Fusarium pseudograminearum CS3096 is the source of this 1458-nucleotide messenger RNA. RefSeq lists its product as uncharacterized. NCBI's taxonomy places the organism in Eukaryota, Fungi, Ascomycota, Sordariomycetes, Hypocreales, Nectriaceae. The coding region runs from base 1 to 1458 and encodes 485 amino acids. The record is from RefSeq and is a predicted model, not a curated record. The transcript has 3 exons.